Drosophila albomicans is the source of this 3806-nucleotide messenger RNA. RefSeq names its product probable basic-leucine zipper transcription factor Q. Gene Ontology annotation, cellular component: nucleus. Bases 133 to 3231 code for a protein of 1032 amino acids. Gene Ontology annotation, biological process: regulation of transcription by RNA polymerase II. The record is from RefSeq and is a predicted model, not a curated record. The transcript is spliced from 5 exons. Gene Ontology annotation, molecular function: protein binding. Lineage: Eukaryota; Metazoa; Arthropoda; Insecta; Diptera; Drosophilidae.
AAUUUCAAGUGUAAGUGUGCAAGUGUGUGUGCAUUCCCAUAACAUUGGAUUACAAAUCACAAAUUGAAAGCAAGGAUAACAAAAAGCAAAAGCAAGGAGCAUUAACUCAACAAACAUACAUCACAAUUGGAUAUGGCUGCCAACGAGAUUAUGGCACCGACAGUCAACGCAAACUGUCAAUACUCGACCAGAUAUUGCUGGGAAGCUGAAAAAGUCAAAUCAUUGAUCAGAUUACGGGCCGAACUCUCGCCACUCUUCACGGGCAAAAGAAACGCCUCGAAAUAUGCCUGGGCUGUGGUUGAAAGGGAACUCAAUGUGCCGCUGCCGCUGUCGAAGAUCAUCAAGAAAUGGAACAAUCUCCUGCAGGAGUACAAGGCCAUUAAAAUGUCCGAGGAGCCGAAGAGACGCGAGUGGCCUUUCUUCACACUGAUGGAUGUCUACUUCAGCGACCAGGUCAACGAUCCCUCGCUGCGGCUCUUCUCCUCCACCAAGACCCUGAAGGAGACCCUCGACGACAGCGUCUUCGAGGACGAUCCAAUCAUCGCCUCGGCCAUCGCAGCCGCCACCAGCGGUGCCUACAUGGAGAUCGAUGAGUUGAUCCGUCGUCAGAAGGAGCGAGCAGCUCUUGCUGCGGAAAGGAAGCUGGCUGCAGCUGCGAGUGGAGCGAGUGGCGGGGAUUACAAGUACGAUCUGAAGCCGAUGCUGGGCAACAGCAACAACAGCGGCGGUGGCAACAACAGCAAAUUCAACAGCAACAGCGAUAUGGUGAAGCUGUCGAAGAGCGUCGACGAUCUCUCGAUGCAACAGUACAAGAUCAAGCAGGAGCUGAUGCGACAGGAGCAACAGGAGAACAUGGUGAAGAUCAAGCAGCAGGCACGCCAGCAGCAGCAACAGGCACAGCAACAGGCACAGCAGCAACAUCAGCUGCAACAGCAACAACAGCAACAGCAGCAACGUUUCCUCGGUCAUCAGCCGUCGUUGUCGCCGCAUCCGCAUCGCUUGCAGUCGUCGGCGACGCCGCCGGGAUUGCAGCAUGCACUGCAGCAGCAGCAGCAUCUGUUGCAGCAGCAACAGCAGCAUCUACAACAGCAGCUGCAGCAGCAGCAGCAACAGGCGCAGCAGCAACUGCAACAGCAACAGCAGCAGCAACAACAGCAGCAGCAGCAACGAGAACGUGAGCGAGAGCGGGAGCAACAACAGCAACAUCAUCAUCAGCUCGCUCAUCCACAUCAGCCGCCGACGCCGCGUCCCAGCUCGCCACCAACCACCGCACAACAGAUCCACAUCACAGCCACACAGCAUCAGCAACUACAGCACAAGCAGCACCAGCACCAGCAGCAUCAGCAGCAACAGCCCUACACCGAUCCCAACACCAUCGAUCAGUAUCUGCUGUCGUGGAACAACUUCCACGGCAACAUGUGCCGCGGCUUCCACUCGCUGCAGAAGGACGAGAAGAUGGUGGACGUGACCAUUGCGGCUGGCGGCAAGAUCUUCAAGGCCCACAAACUGGUGCUGUCCGUCUGCAGUCCCUACUUCCAGCAGAUCUUCCUGGAGAACCCCUCGAGUCAUCCCAUUCUGCUGAUGGCCGAUGUCGAGGCCAGCCACAUGGCCGGCUUGCUCGACUUCAUGUACAGCGGCCAGGUGAACGUCAAGUACGAGGAUCUGCCCGUCUUCCUCAAGGUCGCCGAGGCCAUGAAGAUCAAGGGGCUACACACAGAGAAAAACCUGGACAGCGAUGCCAGCGACAUUAGCUCGCCACUAGAGAGCGACGGCACCGAGUGCCGUUAUGAGAGAGGCACUCACAGCGUGAACAUCACCAGCGGACACGCUGGAGGCUACGGGGCCUCUGCGCUGGAGCAAUCCUCGCUUAACGGUCCUGCGCCCAUGUCCCUGGCCAGUCCAGGAGGAGGUCAGGGGCAGGGAUACGCUGGAUUCCGUGAGCACAUCAAGUCGAAGGCCACGUUGGCCGAGAGCUUCAUGAAGAAUCUGAAUCGCAACAACAACAACAACAGCAACAGCACCAACAACAACAACUACAGUAACAGCAGCAACAACAACAGCAAUCUGUCGGAUGCGGAGAGCAACUCGUUUGCCAUUCUGCAGGCGAACAGCAAGAAGAUGCUCGAUUCGGCACGCAAGCAGCACAAAUAUCUGGCCAAGCGGAAGAUCCUGAUGCACUACAACAACACGGAGCUGGGCAACACGGAGGCGAAGCGCCUCAAGGAGAUGGACAGGGAGCGAGAGCGAGAGCGUUAUCCGAGUACGGAGCAACACGACGAUGCGUUGAACAACAAUCACAACUACGGACACAGCCAGGACAUCAUGGAACCCAUCACGACGAUUGUGCCGAGGACUCCAGAGCCGCAGCCUCCGCCGGCCACGCACAACAACAACUUCAAGAUACGCCUCGUGGAGAACCAUCAUCUGACCAACAACAACAGCAACAACAGUAGCAACAACAACAGCAGCAACAACAAGACAACCAACAACAGCAGCAAUAACAACAGCAACAACAGCAAUCAUCAUGAUGAUGAGGAGGCAUUGAAUUUGGUGAAUGGCAACAGGGCACGCCCACAAACGCCCACGCCCCCGCCAGACAUACAGCUGGUGAAGCGUGAGCUGGAAGUGGAGGCGUCUCCGGGAGAGGCAACCCACAACAACAGCAGCAACAACAAUAACACUAACAAUGGACACGAUAAGGAUCUCGCGACGUUUGAGCGUAAAUACGAUGACAACAACAACAACAAUCACGGCAUGGACAUGGAAACCGACUCGAACAACAACAACAACAAGCCAGAGUCGCCCAACAACAAUAACAACAACAACAACAAUGGAAUGGGAGCUGGCUUGGCUUUGGCGCUGGGCAAGCACAAGUUGCUGAAUGCGAUCAAUCGCAGUCUGGAAAUGGAGCAGGAAAGGGAGAGGGAGCGGGAGAGGGAAAGGGAGCGAGAAAGAGCAGAGACAACAGAGCACGGCAACAGCAACAACAACAAUAACAACACCAACAGCAGCAAUGGGGAACACGACAACGAUGACAACAACAAUCACAGCCAACACCUCGAUCUGAGCACCAUCAAGAACAUUGCCACCGCAGAGAUUCUGUGCGGACUUAAGAGCAAAGUCCUCAAGCUCGAGGAGGAGCAGCGUGAGCGGGAGAGAGAGCGAGAGAGGGAACGCGAGAGGGAGAUGGAAGCAUGCCGCAGUUUGAGCGAGAUUAAGAAUGCCGAUUGAUAAUGAUCAGCGCGGGUGAUCGGGGUGGGGUUUAAAUAUAUAUUAUAUAUGGACAUAUGCAUUUGAUUAAAUCUUAAAGAGAACAGAAGAGAGAAGAAGAAAAGAACAAAAACCUAAAUACAAAAUAUAUAGAGAGUUCAUAUAGCGAAUCAUCUAACAUAUGUAUGCUACUUAUAGUUAUUUAUUAUACCUUUUACCAUACCAUACAAUAUCGUAUAUCGUUAAUAUCGUUAAUGUAAUUUUAAAGACCGCAAUCCAGGCAAGACUUGCGGUCCUCCAUUCAUUUUUGGUUAGUUGGUAGUUUCCCUCAACUCUCAAAAGAAACAACAAGAAACACUUUCGAUUCCCAACUCUUCCAACCCAUUUAGUUGCUAAGGAUCAGAUAUAUUUUUAUCUACUAACAAUUGUUCAGUUAUUGAAUGAAUUUCAAAUUUAAUAUUAGCAUUUGGAAAUUGGCCCUGUUGCAAUACCUUUUAAGAUCUAAUUAAACAACAUUAUUAUUACCUUAAACACAACAAAACAAAAAAACACUGCAAAGCACAAAGGACGAAAAGAUAACAUCAAUAAGAAGAGGA